AUGCCUAAGCUUACCGUUCCCGGGGCUAUACUCCACUAUGAAACGUUCGGCACCUCUGGGCCCGUGCUUGUCUUUAUCCCCGGAGCCGACGGCCGCGAAAGCAUUUUCCACACUGUCGCCGAAAUUCUCGCCGCGAGCUUCACUGUCGUCUGCUGGGAUCGCCGUGGAUAUUCGCAGAGCUAUCUCCGUCUGAUAGCCCGCGUCUCUCGUGAUGGCAAGGCUGUUGUUUUCGGAACAUCAUCCGGCGCUGUCGUUGCGCAACAGCUGCUGGCCACUCAUACCGAUUGCGUGGCCAAGCUUAUUUCUCAUGAACCACCGGCUUUUGGUGUCCUACCCAAGGAGUUUGAAGUACAGGCGAGCGGACUGAUCAAUCACAUCUACAACACAUACAGAGCUCAAGGCCCUGAGGCAGCCAUGGAGGUUUUCACCUCGGGUUUGUCAGAAGGCCCUGAUGCGAAGAUGAUGCGUCAUUGCAUGGACACAAACCGCGGCGACGAGAUCCGCGCUAAUUGUCUCUUUUGGUUUGAAUUUGAGCUGAGGCAGUAUACUAGUGCGCCAGUAGACAUUGAAGGUCUCGAAAGGGCAAAAGAGAAGCUCAUUUUUGUCGCUGGAGAUGAAAGCAUUGAUGGUGCAGGUGCAGGACCAAUCAAGGCUAUCGCUAUGCGGUUGGGCAAAGAGGUUCAAAGGAUUCCUGGUGGUCACGUGGGUUUUAUGACUGUCCCUGAUCUGUUUGUGAAGAGGAUAUUAGAACUACUCAGCGAAUAG
Fusarium poae is the source of this 765-nucleotide messenger RNA. RefSeq lists its product as uncharacterized. The coding region runs from base 1 to 765 and encodes 254 amino acids. The record is from RefSeq and is a predicted model, not a curated record. Lineage: Eukaryota; Fungi; Ascomycota; Sordariomycetes; Hypocreales; Nectriaceae. The transcript is spliced from 2 exons.